GGUGGGGUUGCUGGGGGCUGGUGGCAUUGAUACGUGCAUAGUUGUUCACUGCUUUUAUAUUAAAUGAAUGAAAAGAAAAGAGAGACAUAGCAACUUGCUCACUUAAUUUGCCAUUAUCUAUUCAUUCUCCUUCUCCCUCCCUAGCUACUCUAUUAAUUUCUCUAUCAAAUAUUAUAUUUAACUUCUUAUUUUCCUCUUAAAUCUAAAAAUCUCAGAUCACAAUUGCAGCUGCAAGAAAUCAUUUGAAUUUAAGGUAGCUAUGGACAGUAAUGCCUCCCCCAAACUUGAGUCAGAGACAUCUUUAGAGCUCAAACCAGAAUCUCAAGUAUCUAAGAAACGGAAAAUGGUUGAGAAAACGGUUGUGACUGUGAGGAUUGGAGAGAAUGUUAGCAAGGUGAAGAAUGAAGGACUUCCUUCAGAUUUUUGGUCUUGGAGGAAAUAUGGACAAAAACCAAUCAAAGGCUCUCCAUACCCAAGGGGAUAUUAUAGGUGCAGCACAUGCAAGGGCUGUUCAGCCAAAAAACAAGUAGAGAGAAGCAGCACAGAUGCUUCAUUGCUCAUCAUCACCUAUACUUCAACACAUAACCAUCCAGAUCCCACUGCCCUCUCCUCCACCACAAAUUUAGCUCAACAACCAAAAGAAUCCAAAACCGAAACAACCAAAGAUCUCCCAGUUACUUCUAAGGAAGAAAACCAAGAACAAAAACAGGUAGAAGAGGAGAUUAACAGUAAUAAGAGCACUGUGAGUAGUAGUGAUCAAGUUACAAAUGAAGAAAAUUUUCAUUACUUACAAUCUACAACACACUGCUCAGAGGACAUCAUUAUAGACCAAGAAGAUCCUUUCAAACUAAAUAUAGAAAAAAGCCAUAUUGACAAAAUAGAUCUUCUCUUAGAGGAAGAGCCACUCUGCUAUGCACAGUUAAAGAAUAUGUCAGCAUCUAAAUCAGAAGAAUUUGAUUUUUUCGAUGAGCUUGAGGAGUUACCUAUGUCUUCAUCUAUUUUACACUUUACGAGGAGCAUUUUUUCUGAUGAAAGGAUUCCUGUUGCCCCUUCUUGAUUGAUUUUUUUUAUGUGUCUGUUGUCUAGAAGAAUGUAACAAAAUGUAUUGUUCAUAUAUCGCAUGCUACAAACAUCCCACAUAUCAAUUUCAGGUAGUUUUUAAAUUUGGCA
Medicago truncatula (barrel medic) is the source of this 1170-nucleotide messenger RNA. RefSeq names its product probable WRKY transcription factor 35. Gene Ontology annotation, molecular function: transcription cis-regulatory region binding; DNA-binding transcription factor activity. NCBI's taxonomy places the organism in Eukaryota, Viridiplantae, Streptophyta, Magnoliopsida, Fabales, Fabaceae. Bases 260 to 1057 code for a protein of 265 amino acids. The transcript is spliced from 3 exons. Gene Ontology annotation, biological process: regulation of DNA-templated transcription. The record is from RefSeq and is a predicted model, not a curated record. Gene Ontology annotation, cellular component: nucleus.